Closterium sp. NIES-65 is the source of this 1968-nucleotide messenger RNA. The record is from the annotation of a GenBank genome assembly. NCBI's taxonomy places the organism in Eukaryota, Viridiplantae, Streptophyta, Zygnematophyceae, Desmidiales, Closteriaceae.
AUGGCGGAAUUUGCGGAGCGUGUGGCGGACGCGGUGAUGGCGCAGUACCGCGCGCUGCGCCCCAAGGGGAAGCCCCAGGCGCACGAGUACACGGCGCUCGCCGCCUUCGUCCUCGCGCGCUCCCCCGCCCCGCUUGCCGGAGAGCCGCGUGUGGCGGCGUUAGCGACGGGGACCAAGUGCACGGGGGGGGACGCGCGGUCAGCGGCGGGCGACGGGGUGAGCGACUGCCACGCGGAGAUCGUCGCUCGGCGCGCUCUGGUGAAGUGGAUGUAUGCGUGCAUUGAGCAGCUGCUGCAUGCACGGCAGGGGCGCGCACGCACACAAGGCGAGGAGGGAGUGCGAGACACGGGGCUUGCUGAAGCUAAUAGCGAUAGCGCCGCAGAUGGUGCCGCUGGUGGUGGCGCUGGUGGUGGCGCUGGUGGUGGCGCUGGUGGUGGCGCUGGUGGUGGCGCUGGUGGUGGCGCUGGUGGUGGCGCUGGUGGUGGUGGUGGGAGGAGGAGGAAGGGAAAGCGGGCAUCAGGCGGAAAGGGAGGGGGAACCUCGGUGAAUGCAGAGGACAACCCAUUCAUGCUGGUGGCGGGGUGUGGUGACGCACACAGUGGUGCAAGCCGCGAGCAGCAGGGGUGUGGGAGCAAGGGGCAGGAGCGUGGAGUGGUGGCGGUGGCAUGGCGACCUGGCUUCCACCUGCACCUCUACUGCUCCCAGCUGCCCUGUGGCGAUGCCUGCAUUGUGGAUGCUGCUGCGCCGCCACCACCACACCACCCAUCAACGUCGCCUCCACUCGCCGCUGCUGCUGGGCCUUCGGCAUCCACUGCUCUCGCGUCUGGUCGCUCUGAGGGGGACCUGGAGGAAGGGAGGCAUGGGCGCAGGGAGGAAGGGGCGGAUGGAAAGUGUGUGGAUGAGGUGCCGGGAAGCACAGAGGCGGGCACGCCAAGGCCAGGCCCCAGCAGGCGGCUGGCAACAGGCGCCAAGGUCUUGCCUCCUCCGCCGCCCCUCGCCCCCUCCCAUGACCACCGCUCCCCCGCUGCUCCCCCGGACGCUGCUGCUCAUGCAGCCGUGGCAUGUGGCAGCGGGGGGGCGAGGCAGCGGGAGCGCGAGGGUGGAGGGCAGCAGCAGGUGGUGGGAGUGGUGCGGCGCAAGCCGGGGCGGGGCGAGGCGACGCUGAGUGUGAGCUGCAGCGAUAAGAUGGCUCGCUGGAAUGUGCUGGGCGUGCAGGGAGCCAUGCUGAGUCACGUGGUGUGCGCGCCCGUGUACAUCACGUCUGUGAUCCUCGCUGCGCCCCCGCCUCCCCACUCCUCCCCGCUCUCCUGCCCCGUCUGCUCUCCCCAACGCCUCUGCCCAUGCCUGGAUGCACCAAAGGGAGGAGAGGGGGUUGAUGGUGGGGAGUCAGGGAAGGGGGAGUGGGCGAGUGAGGCAGACGCGAGUGGCACGGGGGGGGUUGGCAGGGAGGGGUCGGUGGCUGGAGAGGGCUGGGUAGUCUUAAGCCAUCUCUCACACUCCUUCCACGCAUCCCCCUUCUCUCCCUUACACUGUGUUCACACCCUCCCUCCUCUCGCCCCUCCCCUGUGGCCACAGCCUGUCAUUCUGUGGGCACCGUCACCACCCUCGCAGCUGGCUCGCCAGCACGACUCACUCACUGCUGUCGCCUGCGGGUUCUCGCUGCUGUGGGAUGCGGGGUCAGCGCAGCAGGAGGCGCUGAUAGGCACGUGUGGGCGGCGCCAGGGCACUUCCACUCGGGGCGCUCUCUCGCCCUCCACCCGCUCCUCCAUCUGCCGAGCAUCGCUGCUGGCUCGCUUCAAGGCCCUCCUGCCAUUCUUCCCGCACCACAUCUCCCUCACCUCCUUGCCCUACCUGCACAUCAAGAGGGCAGCAGCAGCCUAUGAGCGUGCACGUGCAGCGUUCCAUGCAGCCCCCUCUCCAUUUCACGAGUGGAUUGAGAAACCUCCGGUCUGGCAAAUGUUCACAUGA